This is a messenger RNA of Aspergillus saccharolyticus JOP 1030-1, 931 nucleotides long. RefSeq lists its product as uncharacterized. Lineage: Eukaryota; Fungi; Ascomycota; Eurotiomycetes; Eurotiales; Aspergillaceae. The coding region runs from base 127 to 615 and encodes 162 amino acids. The record is from RefSeq and is a predicted model, not a curated record. The transcript has a single exon.
ACGGGACAAAGCGAUCAGAAGAUCACACUUGCAACCGCAUUCUCUUGAGAGUCGAUCGAUAGCGUCAGUGUGGGCAAUAGGAUACAAGCCCGAAGCGAGAAUAUAUAUCCAUCCCGGCGCAGACUGAUGCCGAGAAACCCAGCAGUGGGUAUGCAGCAGAGCCUAGACGAUGAACAGCAUGUCGCUGCCAAGGAUGGACUGUUGGCUUCUUCGGUCCCCGUAUCAAGUCGGCCUGCUAGCGAGGCAAAGAGUUCAGCAGGUCGGCCCUACAAAAUACAGGACCGCGGGUCUCGAAAAGGACAUUUCCACGGACAGCAUUGGCGUCCAUACGCGGAUUCGUACCAAGGUUGCCAUCUGAACCCGACAUACCACGAUAGUAGCUCGUCUUGCGGUGAUACGACAAAAUUUCAAGUUUGCUGCAAUCGAAAAUCAUGUUGGUCUUCGAGACCCGUCUUCGAGUUCGACUCCUUUCGUUCCUGUGUAGAUUCCGUGCCCUUACAUCCAAUUGCCAGUGUCAAGCGACUAUCAGUGUAUGGAAAAAGAAUGCAUGCUCGCCGCAGACAUUUCCGAGAGCCUGUCGUCAUAAGAAAUUGGAGUGUGUGCAAUGAUCCUUAGUCUUUUCAACAGGUGUCAUGUAGUCAUUGGCCAGUAGUUUCUAUACUGUGCAUUGACGUGAUGCACCAGCUCUGCGUAAGUGGGCUGUACUGUACUCUACAGCACUGAAUGUACUCCGUCGAAUACCCCAUUAUAACACAAUUGGGGUCAUUGGAUCAAGCGCACCGAAUCGGGUCCAACGAUAACUAGCGUGUCCCACUCACAAAUCGCCGACAUCGGAUUGAUCGUCGCUGAGUCACAUCCCGGAACGGAACAACCACCCUAGACCCCGCCAUCACCGUAGGGGGCAAGUGUGUGUCAUAGGUCUAGCAGCUAC